AUGUGCGCCUACCUGAGUUACACGAUUUCAAUUUCACAAAAUUUUCGAGCCGUCGCCUUCUACGAGUACUGGUGUGCAGUGGAGCGUGAGAAACAGUCCACACUGGAGCGACAGCAACAGUCCACAACAUCAACAGCGCAUUGGAGGAGGACACCACUUCCAGCGGUACCGUCCAUCGCUGGUUCCUUCGCUUCAAGAAAGGUGAUGGGCUUCGAAGACAAGCCUUGGUCUGGACGCCCCUCGCCGUCAACGACUCCGUCAUUCUCAGCACCGUCAAAAGAGGAUCCGGAAGUUAACACCCGCAAUCUCGCGACAAGACUUGGGUAUGCCUAA
Haemonchus placei is the source of this 333-nucleotide messenger RNA. Lineage: Eukaryota; Metazoa; Nematoda; Chromadorea; Rhabditida; Trichostrongylidae. The record is from the annotation of a GenBank genome assembly.